CGUCGCUUGUCAAAAAAUGACAUUUUGACAAAUUACAAAUUCUGUUACAAAUCUGAUUACAAAAGUGGCUCAACCGAGUACCAACGGAGUGAUUCAUUCCAAUUUAGUUUUUAAAAUAUAGAAUAUUUCACGAAGGAAAUAAAGUGAAAUAGACAACAAGAAGAUAACAGUUUCAGGAAAGUGAUAAAAUAUAACAUGCCUGCGUAUCACUCAACGUUAACGGACUACACCCAGUCGGUGGGUAAUCUAGCGCUGUUACCUAUUCGUACUACGUUCCGGGGCCCGGCUCCGCUCAGCCCUAAGAUUGAACUGGAUAUUAUCGAUGAGGCGCUCAAUUAUUUUAAAGCUAAUGUGUUUUUUAGGUUCUAUGAAAUCAAGUCUGAUGCCGAUAGAGUCCUCAUAUAUCUGACAUUAUAUAUUUCUGAGUGCUUGAAGAAACUUCAGAAAUGUUCCAACAAGAAUCAGGGCCAACAGGAGAUGUACAUGUUGGCCAUUUCUAAGUUUGACAUUCCCGGGGAGCCAGGAUUCCCACUCAAUUCUGUGUAUGCCAAGCCUUCUAGUUCUCAGGAAGCAGAUUUGAUGAGACAGUACUUGCAACAAUUGAGACAUGAGACUGGUGGCAGAGUUUGUGAAAAGGUAUUUGCAACUGAGGAUGGGAAACCUAGCAAGUGGUGGUUAUGCUUUGCCAAAAGGAAAUUCAUGGACAAGUCUCUGUCAGGGCCUGGACAAUGAAAAUGUCAAAGAAAAGCAUUUAUAUACCACUCUUGAUGUAUUUUUUACUUAACCUCGGCAGUAUACAACUUUGUACUCCUUGGCUACUUACUUAUUGGUGUUAAUUAUAGGAAUUAAUGUCACAGUUAUUUGAGUUUAAACCUUCUACAACAAUGCAUUUGUUCAUAUUGAGAUUGAUUCAUAAAGACUUAUUAUUCAUAGUUUAUUAUGUUGGUGCAUAAAAAAAUUAUAAUUAUAAAGAAUGAUAGAGCAGCAAUUCACUGUUGCCUGUCAUUAUUUAUUAUGUAUUCAAAAGAACAUUAACAGUAUCUGUAAAUAAAAAAAUUAAUAAACUUUGAUUUACAA
This is a messenger RNA of Manduca sexta (tobacco hornworm), 1077 nucleotides long. RefSeq names its product actin-related protein 2/3 complex subunit 3. NCBI's taxonomy places the organism in Eukaryota, Metazoa, Arthropoda, Insecta, Lepidoptera, Sphingidae. Gene Ontology annotation, biological process: regulation of actin filament polymerization; Arp2/3 complex-mediated actin nucleation. Gene Ontology annotation, cellular component: cytoskeleton; Arp2/3 protein complex. Gene Ontology annotation, molecular function: actin filament binding. Bases 196 to 732 code for a protein of 178 amino acids. The transcript is spliced from 6 exons. The record is from RefSeq and is a predicted model, not a curated record.